AUGCUGAAGAUGUUCCCAGUAAUAUCCAGCUAUUGCCUUCGAUGGGGUGGACUUCAGAGGAGAUUCUGCCUGAAUCAACCAGUGCAGAGUAGACAGCCCCUGCAGCAUGUGCACGUGAGGGUUGGAGACCGGGCUGAGCUCAGCAGAGCCUUCACACACAGGGAUGUGGCUGCCUUCUCACAAUUAAGAGAUGUCAAUCCUUUGCAUUUAAAUGAAGAUUUUGCCAAACACACCAAGUUUGGAAGGACAAUUGUACAUGGAGUUUUGAUCAAUGGACUUAUCUCAGCUCUCUUGGGUACUAAAAUGCCAGGACCAGGCUGUGUAUUUCUCUCGCAGGAAAUUAACUUUCCAGCUCCUUUAUAUAUUGGAGAAGUGGUUUUAGCUUCUGCAGAAGUGAAAAAGCUGAAGCCGGUUUGUUGCUUUUAUGCGGUGUCAUGUGUAAUAGAAAGUAAAAAGACUGAUGAAGGCUGGGUCAAGGUUAUGGUUCCAGAAGCUUCCAACCCUGAAAUAGGUGUUUAAAGUUACAAGUUCAAACACAGUUUGAUUGCUAAUAACAGCAUCUGGGGAAAUGGGCUACAUGCUAUUCAUCACCAAGGAAAGGCCGAUAGACUCAGAAGCCACAUUAGAGAAGGGGAGCAGGUAGAGGGGUGAGCAAAUGUCCACUUUCCCAAUUUGAACUUAGACUUCACCAAGAGCUGAGUAGGUACAUGACUUCAUCAUCUGUUAAGGUUUUUUGCUGUUGUGUUUUGGUGUUUUGUUUUUCUAGUACUGGGUAUUGAACCCAGGGGUGUUUAACCACUGAACUACAUCCCAACCCUUUCCAUUUUUUAUUUUGAGACAAGGUCUCACUAAGUUGCUGAGGCUGGCUUUGAACUUGAGAUCCUCUUGCCUCAGCCUCCCGAGUUGCUGGGAUUACAGGUUCACACUUGUAGUAUGCCGCCCAACUGUUGAGGUUUUUUUUAAAUUGAAAAACUAUCAGGAUUGUUAUUUAUCUGAAGGGUCUACUUUCAGAAUUUCAAACCUAGUUAGAUUUUUGUUUGAUAAACACCUAUUUAUAUUGUGUAGAAUAAGUCCUGUCACCGAAUUUAUAACUGUCUAGCAUUUACUUGCUGAAGGCAACAGUGGAACUUGGCUCAUCUUUGAACACUUACCCUUUACUAGUAAAUAUUCUUAGAUACCCUCUUCGGCCCUUUUUGGGUCAGUUUAUUGUAAUUUGUACUUACCCCAGCAUGGCAUCUUGCUCACCUUUCUUUGGGACUUGCCUUUCAGGUCACAGUUAACCAGAGAAGGGCUUAUGGGCAGACUCGGACUCAGUUAUGUAAACUGUCUCAUCUAGAAAAUGGUGAUAAACAUGUACAGGGCAGGAGGAUUGUUGGAAAUAGAAGAUACACAGUUUAAACACAAGGCCCAGCUGUAAACAGUAGCCACUGUUGUGAGUGAGGUUAGGGGUUUUCCUGCAUUUAAAGCAGAGUAGCUUACAGUUAAGUAGGCAUCCGACCAGUCUUUGAGGCUGUCAGUCUGUAUUAGUAUUUUAAUCCUGGAAUAGAAUCUUCAGUGCACAGUUUCUGUUUUAAGAAUCCAGAAUCUUUUCUCCCUUCCUUGAAAAUGUGGGUCCACUCCACGUUGUGUAGAUACACAAAUACACGCUUUUAUUGUAAAAAUAGAAAAAAUAAAACUUAUAAGAAGGCCAAGUUCUUAAAAGAGUUUGGAGUAUUGACAGGAAUGAUCAUCCCCAACACAGCUCAAACUUAUUUUUCCAUGACUAUGGAUUGACUCCAGUGCUUUACCACUGAACCAUAUCCCCAGUCCUUUUUAUUUUUUAUUUUGAGAUAGGAUGUGUCUGAGUUGCUAAAACUGGCCUUGAACUUGUGAUUCUCCUACGUGUGCUUCCCUAGUUGCUGGAAUUUACAGCACCUGGUCAUACAAGUGUUCCACCUGUGCUCUGAUAGCUUUAGAUGGUAAGUGACCACAGCUUGAUGCUUUGAUUAAGAGGAUACUCAGAUCUGGUGGUGGUUCCACCAGAUUUCUAGGAAAAGUUUUCCUUGGGCUGGUGGAUAAGUAACCAGAUUUUAAUUAUUUAUUUUAUUUUACAUUUUUUAAACAAGAAGAUGCAAUUGAACAGAUUACUAGAAAGAGUUGUUCUAGUCGCUAGAGGGCAGUGUUCUACAUCAAAUGAGUGUUUCCAAACUUGUACUGUCCUCUGGUUUGUGAAGUUGGGAAGAAAAAUACCAAAGUCCAUGCCAAAGGAAGCUGUUCUCAUGAUUCUCAGAAUAGGCAGCAUUGUGCAGACCGAGAUCCAACUAAAGAAGACUCACUUAUAGGUGAAUCACUUAGACAUAUUGAAAUUUUCUGAUCACAUCAGAACAUAAAGAGCUUGAGAUCAAGUCAAACUCAUCCCCUGGGACUUGGCAGCAGUCUUAAAGUUUGGGUCCAUAAAUGGACUGUGAAGUGUUCAUUAAUAUUAGUAGCUGCCAUUUUUUAAAUUCUUAACUGAUUUACUACAUUUAUUCCAAUCCUUGAACUACGUGCAGUUAGGCUAAUGUCCUGUUUUAUGAGCAAGGGAACAGACUGAUGUGAGAUGUUAUGCCAUGUUGUAUAGCUAACGUGCAGUAGAGCUGGGAUUCAAACUUGAGGCUGCCUGGCUCCAAAGACCCUCCUUUAUAUGUCCCCUGUAGGUCUUACAGUAUGUCCCUGGAGCACUGUCGAAUUGCUAGUAUUAUGUAUUGCCAUUAAAGUAAUUGAAUCAUUCUAAGGAAUGCUUACAUUUAGAAUGUUCUAGGUCUUAUUCUCUGCUACAGUUGUAUAUUCCCUUUAUACUAGGUGGCUUCCAUAAAUACAUUUCUCCAACUUUUUCUAA
Molecule: messenger RNA, 2857 nt
Organism: Sciurus carolinensis (gray squirrel)
Lineage: Eukaryota; Metazoa; Chordata; Mammalia; Rodentia; Sciuridae
Gene: Htd2
Product: hydroxyacyl-thioester dehydratase type 2
Source: RefSeq, a predicted model, not a curated record